Molecule: messenger RNA, 3017 nt
Organism: Vitrella brassicaformis
Lineage: Eukaryota; Vitrellaceae
Source: the annotation of a GenBank genome assembly
GGAGGAUUCAUUGCAAUCAGUUAGCCAUCACUCACACGCCCGCACACGGACAUUAUCCCCUGCAGAAGGCCAUCGGACAUACCAUGUGGCAGCUUGUGUGGUCUUGUGGCUGACGUAUUCAGGUAGCUCUUGACCCCCUUGGUCUCAUGGCCAGACUUUUGGCUAUGAGACCAAGGGUGUCAAGGGCUAUUUGAAUACAUCAAUACGAUGCCAUACACACAAGCUAGCUCUUGCCACCAAGUGUAUCUAUGUAGCUCAUAGCUAUUUCUCUACACACUUUGGAUGCCACGCCUCCUGUCUCCCUGUCACCCCAGUGCAGCGUACGCUUCACAGCUGGGCACUCGACCGCACAGCAGUAAGACGUAUGCCACUCGAGUGGAAGGAAGUCGGGAGGAUCAAAGGCAGAUAUGCACCACUCAAGCGAAUCCACACAUCUCAUAGAUGGACGUACGUAGGCAGCCCGACAGCUAGGUGGGGAAAACACAGAUACGUACGUGUCGAUCCGUGUGGUGAGCGACCAACCGGCCCCCUCGCUCACUGCACUGUGUGUCACCGCAUCCUCCCACCAGCCACUCCGCUCGUCCAUGUAUCUGUCGUCCAUCGAUCAGGCAUUUCUCGGCUGCACGGCAUCGCUCCCGCGAAUGUGCACGUAGAUGGCAUCGAACGCACGCUGCAACGAGUCCUCAUCCUACCACCACACAACGCCCACAGGCCGACACAAUGCUCUUCAUAACAAAACCGCCCCGCUCUGCCCUGCCCUGCCCUGCCCUGCUCUGCUCACCUUGAGUCCGAACAUGUGUAUCUGUCCCAGCGGGUAUAUGAACAUCUUCAGAUUGGGCCUGUACAUGCCGCCAGCUGUCGAGGGCGCCGCUGCGCCAGCGCCAACACCGGCAGCGGCAGCAGCAGCAGCAGCAGCUGCUGGUGCUUGUGCUGGCGGUGGUGGUGCGCUCGCCGCUGCGUCUUUGCCGCCCGCCACGGGCGCCUGGGAUCGAGAGGGGCUCAACGGCCCCGCAGCCGAAUCAGCCGCAGCCUGUGCGAAUGCAUUCAUGGAUACAAACCAAAGACAGAUGGCUGGAUGGCUGGAUGCGUGUGUCUGUCUGAAUGCGCACCUACCUGUGAUGUGGUGGGCUUGGCAUCGUCUCUACCUGCGGUGGUGGCGCUGGCGGCCAUCCGCGAGUGGCGCACGAAGAUGGUGUCCUCACUGAUGGUGCGGACGUCGGCCGGGUUGGCGUGGGCCGGAGGACUUGUGGCGAAGUGCGUCUGCAGCACUAUCGCCGGCAACACCUCGGGAUCGAACUUCUGAUGAAAGCAUGAGGACAAAACAGCACAGGAGACGGCGAGUGCGUCUGCUGCUGUUGCACGAGUGUGUGGUGUGGUGCACUCUGCGUACCACAUCAGCGAUUUCGAUGAGGUCGACGGGCUCGUCAUCGCGCAGACGCUUUUGGUAUGUGUUGGUGAGGUAGCUGUACAGCUGCUGCAGGUGGACGCACCGCUGGCCAUCCGCACUCAGAUCGACCUCAGCUGAGUGAGUGAGGGAAGCACACACGCAUCAGAAGACAAGAUCGAUGGCAACGUUUGCCUGCGUAUGUGCAGAAAGGUGUGUAGGUACCGAUUAGGUGGAGGGCUUUGAGCGACGUCGUGUCGAUCGGCACCUCGGGAUGAUACUGAUCGCUGUACAUCUCCUUGAUAUACCUGUGCACCCACACCCACACCCACACACACAAAAGGCGUGCAGGCUUAGUGUGUGAAUGCGCUGUGUGUGUGCUAGACUUACUCCUCGUAGGCAUCGACGGCGCUCUCGGGCGUCUUGGAGACAAACAGAGCCGAUGCAUUCUGAUGGAACCACGAGGGCGUCUUGUCCCGGCCCAAACGAGCCACAACACGGUCGCCCUGCACUCAUUCACAUGUACACGUACAGUGAGUGCCACACGUCAGUCACAGCUGCGUCUGGCGGGCAGGUUAGGUGUUCGCUACCUUGGUUGAUGUCUUGAAGAACGGCGCCUCGACAUCCUCAAAGGGAAAGGGCCGCUCUGGGUCCACCCACGACGCGAAGUGGCCACAGAUGAGAUACCGCCUGAUGGUCACUGCCGGGCCUUUCCUCUCCCUCUUGGCCGGGCUGCCGAUGGAGACGAGACUGCCCGACCGGUCCACACGCAUCCUCGGCGGCUCGCCUCCAAAUGGCGGCAUCAUUGGGAAGGGAGGCGAUGGCCACGGCUGCGUCAAGUGGGGGUACGGGGCGGCGCCGGCAGGCAUGCUGGCCAUCGGACGGAAUAUGGGAUGCAUGUGGUGGGGAAAGCCCGAGGGGUAGGGGGCCUGCGGUGGGGGGCCUCGGAACUGCGCACACACAAACAGAUACGUAGGAGGCUUUCGACAGUGACCGUUGGGUUGACAGUCACAUCACAUGCCUGCCGUACUUACCUGUUUCCUCUGCGGCGGCUGCAUGCCCAUCGUGCCGCCCCCAACGCCGACAGGCGACUUCUCGCGCUUGUAGGCCGACAUGGCCGGAGGAGCAAAUUGCCGCCCACCAGCGCCUGCAGGACCACCACCUCCAGCAGCUGCAGCAGCUGCAGCUGCAGCUGCAGCUGCAGCGGCUGAAGGGAACGGUGCUCCGGUGGAGAAGACGUUCCUACCGCCGCCGCCGGCAUAGUGCUGCAUCCCAGGGCCCCCUCCCUGCCAGUUUUGCAGGUUGACCGAUGGGAAGGGCUGCACCCGUGCCUGUGGGUGCUGCUGCAGCCGUGGUUGCGGCUGUGUUGGCUGGCGGCCCGCCAAAGCGUUCCCCAGCGACGUCAUCGGAGCUUGUGGUGGACGUGGCUGGUUGCCGCCCUGCUCGCUGGCAGCGUCUACAUCCACAUCGAUGACGUCGGCUUCCAUGGGCGGCUGGCGUGACGCGGGUGGGCCGACUGCUGAAGCAGGAGGCCUCCCGUGGAACGUGUGGCGCGAACUCAUGGGCACCUCCUUCCCACUACCGCCGCUCAUCAUCCUGAGGAAGCAACAGCGACAGAUCUGCCUCUUUUCCC